AUGGAUCUAUUACCACAACUUAGACCCAAAAAGUCUGCACCGGUUAAUAGUUAUAUUGAUGCUGUCACUGAGCGCAUUAUCAACAAUAUCGGUCGCGCCCCCAUCUUCGCCUGGCGUGACAAGGUCGUAGUCAGAUAUCGCGAACUCUUUGCUGCCAAAUCUGAAGAGGCGGUGAAGAAGGGAGUCGUGAUCGUGGGCGAGUUUUGCGGCAAGGGCUCCCAGAGAGGCGUUGCGAUCGCGGAGUUGUCGAAGUUUUCUGGCUGUUGUUGGUGUGAAGGAGGAAGGGAGGGGGGGGAGUGGAUGCGAGAUGAGCUGUUCAGAGACAUAGAGGACCGGGGGGAGGAUCUUUCGUGUGGGGAGGGGUAUGUGGAUGGUGAUAGUCUCUUGGGACGGGCGAUGCUGACGCGAUUUGUCUUAGGCGGCUUCUUCACCCGUGAGAUUAACUUGAAAAAUGAGAAGGAUACGAGAAAGGGGAUUGAGAGAUCUAUCAUGGAAGUGUUCGUAGGCUGCCCGUUUGCAGCCACUAUUGCUGGCCUCUACAUCAAGCAAACCCCCACGAUUGACAAGAAGACAAGUGGGAAGGCGAAGAAAGUCAAGUGUACUACUGCGGAAGGCAUCUUCUGGAAAUCUGUUCCCCCCUCCCUCCAUCCGCAGUUUCAUAACGAUCCAAAAUUCUGGUUCAAGAGUGAAGCCGAAUAG
Molecule: messenger RNA, 699 nt
Organism: Bacidia gigantensis
Lineage: Eukaryota; Fungi; Ascomycota; Lecanoromycetes; Lecanorales; Ramalinaceae
Exons: 2
Coding region: 1-699 (232 amino acids)
Source: RefSeq, a predicted model, not a curated record